CAAAUUUAUCUUAGUGCAGCUGGUUGGAUAUAGCUCUUAUCAGCCUUGCACACUGCACCAGACCCAUAUAACAUGAACCAUUCCCAUCAAAAAUUCAUGCUUGACCUUGUUAUCAAUACAAUUGCAUGCAUUACACCCCCAUCAUUUAUGUCCUUGACUUCUACCAGGCUGUAACUGAUGUGUUACAUUCCUGAAGAAGAGCCCAUACCCGAAAUGUCGAUUCUCCUGCUCCUUGGAUGCUGCCUGAUCUGCGCUUUUCUAGCAACACAUUUUCAGCUCUGAUCUCCAGCAUCUGCAGUCCUCACUUUCUCCGAUAUUGAGAUGCCUGUGCAUAUUGAUGAUGUGAUGCACUUACUGUGCCACAUUUCAGAGGUGGAAAAGCUGCAAGUUGCAGUGAAAAAUUCUGGAAAAGGAGCACUUUUGGCAGGUGCAAUAGCAUUUGCAGGAGGCUUGGUCGGUGGUCCUCCAGGAAUAGCAGUUGGUGGUGUAGUUGGUGGAUUGUUGGGUGCCUGGAUGACGAGUGGACAGUUUAAACCAUUACCGCAGAUUAUUAUGGAACUUCCACCAAAUCAACAGCUGAUAUUAUCUAAAGAUGUGCGUAACAUUGUCCAGCAUUUAGACUGGACUGAUGCAGUACAACUGAUAUCAUUGGUGAUGGGAAAUACUGCCCUGAAGCAGGAGGUGAUGUCAGCAAUAAGUGCGUUUUUUUUGAGACAACUUAAUGCUGAGGUACGACACUUUGACUGAAACCUAUAUUAACAGCUUUUUCUAGAAAUUUAAAUGAAGUACCAUUUGCUGGAAUAUAAGAAGAGCAUUCAUUUUGCCUAUGCAAGUUCAAAGAUCUUUGAAGAAUGGGCUUUGGAUAAUGCUACAAUGACUUUAACCUGUAGGAUUCAUUAUGAAGAUUUAUACAUAGCUGACUUUGGAUUCAGCAUUCUCAAAAUAUGUUUUAACUUUUUGAGAGCCAUGUCCUGUUGAUGAUGUUAGUAGUAUUUUGGAAUUAAGCCUGGUUUGUAAACAAAGAAUAAUUCUGUUUGGAUAGACAUAAGAUCUAAUUAUCCUUAAUUUUGCUAUUUUCAAAGUCUUGUUAAUACUGUUUCAGUUGUAUUGCAAAUUGGUGUGCAAUGAAUUAAAUUGGCAAUUCCAUCACAAAAUUGGUAUUUACAACAAAUAUAUAAUCAUUUAAAACAUAUUGGCAGAGUGCAUGUUGGAAUGCUGUAGGCUAAUAUGUAACAGACCCUGGGCUCUCUCUGAAGAUAGAAGAAUUGAAUUUGACUAUUACCUGACUUGAGCUGAUGCAAGGAAAGAAAAUAUAGAUCUGAUCUGAAAUCCCAGUGAUCAAAUGUAAUUCAAGAAGAAUAUCAGAGCAACCAUUCCCUAAGUCUCAUGUAUAGCAAUAGCUUCUAAUGCUUUUUAGGAUCAAUCAUAAGGUAUAGAUCUCACCUGCAGAAUUGCAAUUGGCUCUACAAAAUCCAUAAGGCUAUUGGAAUACCACCACAUAUCACAAGCUGACAAUCAACCAAUAACAACCAGGAAUAAAUUCUGUUCCUCCCAGAAUGCUAAGAAUGUUCUUGAAAUAAUAUAAAUAUUCUGUCCUUAAAGAAAUAAUCCGGUAUAAAAAGGCAUAUAUAUAUUAUUUCAGAACUCGUGCUUAUGGACUGUGAAGAACCCACAAAAGGGAUCGCCUAGUCCUAAAUUAGAUCAGGUAGAAAAUGGACAGCGGAUGAAUAAUAGUAACUGUAGAAGCAAACUACAUGUUGGCAGUGCACUCAGUGAAUGAUAGGAUGCCUCCGAAUGUUUUACAAUAAACAAUAGACAUUGAAAAGCAAAAGAGCUAACUUCUCUGACAGGUGACAUCACCCUGCCUCAGUAAAGAACUGUGAAAAAGAGGCAGGAUAUUGGAGGAUGGAUUAGAUUUGAUGAAGGAGUGUCUCAAAACCAGCAAUCCCAGUUGAGAGGUAUGGUGGAUUUUGUGUUUUGCUUUAUUUUGGGGGUUAAGCAAUUCGGGUUGGGCAGUUUGCAGCGGUCAGGGGGAGUUCAACAGUCUCUUGGACAAUAGAAACUGUCAGGCACACAAAAAGCGAAUAAUUUGCAGGCUCAUUGUUGUGACAGUGGAGUACCUUUUCAAGCUGGAAAUUUCUCUCACACCUAACAAUGAUUCAGAUUCAUGCAUAACAACUUAAACACAAAACGUUGUUUUUUUUGGUCUUCAUUGUGUUUUAGAUAGCCUGUUUUGAAACAUUGUACCUGAAUCGAUUUGGUGUACACUAAGUUUAACGAUCCUCAAUCAAAUCACCCCAUAGUCUCUCUACCUUCAGCCAGUAUAGUAAUUAGGAUGGAGAUUGAGUUCUCCAAACAUCCUAAAAUGAUUGUGCUUUACUGGUCACGUUGGUAAUGCAGAAAAGGACUAGGCUCAGCUGGUGCAAGAAAUGCACUGAAAAUAUAUUCCUGCACAUGUCUUUGUUAAUAUGUGCAAGAUCACAGAACCUUUGAAACUGGGGUCCGCUGUAUCCUUACAAAAAUCAACUUUUGUUGAAUGAUGUAAUUUGUGAUUUUCAAUUUUGUAGUUUAGUAUAAUUAUAAAACGCUGUGAAUGCUGGCAAUCUGCAAUAAAUUCAGAAAAUGUUUGAAAUCUCCUGCUGUUCUGGCAGCAUCAGUGGCGAAUGAGUUCCAUUGAUUUUUGUCAGACUGAUCUUUUUCCACAGGUGCUGCUUGACCUGCUAAAUAUUUCUGGCAUUGUCUGUUUUUAUGUGUGGUUUAGUAAGACAGUUAAUGAAAUGAAUUGAGGUGAAUAUACUGUGGAGCAGACCAAGGUACAAAUUUAGCUUAAAUGGCUGGACAACCUGUGGUAACAUUGUGUUUCUAUUCUAACUAAAUUAUAUGGCCACAAGUUUUACAGUUUGUAAAAAGAAACUUUCUUCUACAAAAUACUAAUGAAGCUUAAUUUCAUUAUGGUCUUUGCCAUUAUGGUGAGAUCCCAGAUUUCCCAUUUUAAUGCUGCUUUUAGAAUUUCAUUCUGAAUUCUAAAUCAGCAUUAAGCCAAUCUCAACAUAGACACUGGUGAAUGUUCCAUGAAAUUCCUCCUUACCAGUCAUUUUGAAAUGUUUAAGACAUUUAUUUUGGGGAAAAUUAAUCUCGAUCAAAAUAGAACUGAAGAGAAUCCAUAGUAAGAAAGGUGCACUAUGGCAAAGGUGAAGGAAUGAAAAUGAGUUAAGUAAAUUUAUUUAGUGAAUGUCUCAGUGUCUUAUUCUCAUGUAUUUUGAGAAUUACCAGCAUCGGUCAAAGAGGCUGCAAUCUAUUCUACAAGAUGAUACAUUUUCUGAUGUUAACUUAGAGCCUUUAUUCAAAGGCAAUUUAUUUAAAGACGAUAUUUUCCAUGAUUUCUUGAACUAAAGUAUUAGAAAUAAUUUAAUAAGUUAGGAUAAUCCAGUUUUUUUUUCUUUUAUUGCCAUUUGCAGUUACUUGCAAAAUGUGAAAAACUCUUAAAAUAACAUAACUGCUUGAAUUGCUAAACUGUAUCAAAUUGUCUGUUUUUGCCUAUAAUUUUAUGCUGUCUUCAUGAUAUGUUGUACAAUGUCUUUAACUCUCCUGGCACAGAAUUCUGAUUCCCAGCACACAGAAGAGCAUCAGCCAUACACUACCCAUAAUGUUCCAUCCAUUAUAGACAGAAAUUCAGAAAUGCAUAGCUGGGUAGUAAACAUCAAUUACUGGAUGGCACCACAGAUUAAUUUACUGUGUUGAUAAUUGUCUUGAUUUGAAAGCAGCCCCUAUCGAUGGUUUGAAAAUCUCUUACAGUACAAAAAAACCUAAAGAUGGUAAGCUUGGGAAGUUUCUGUCAGUUGAAUGUUUAGGAUGUGCAAAUUAUUGGUAGAGUGGGAAAUGAAUUGUCCCUAAGUUGAUAAGAUCGACCAGAGAUGGUGUAGUUAGCACUUACUUCAAAGAGUGGAGGCAAAAUCUUUUUCUCAAGUGAAAAAAUAUAUCCUUAAGUCAUCUGGAGGACAAUUGUUUUUGGGUCCGAGGAGUUGUAAAGCUCUCAGCUGAAAACUAGAAGACACAGAAAAAAAAAAGUGGUGGAAAUACACAGAAGAUUUGGUAGUAUCUGUAGAGAGAGCAAUAGAGUUAGUGUUUCAGAUCAAGAAUUUAGAAAUGGGGUGUUCUUCUAUAGGCUGACCUCAAAUUGUUACUAUUUGAUAACCAGAGUCACAAACAUUCUUUUUUAAAAGCUUUCCAAAUUUAGUUGAAAGGAAUGUGUAAAUCAUUUAGGAAUUCAUGAACAAGAUUACAUUGAUCAUUUUUUGCAUGGUACACAAUAAAUAGCACUUAUUGUGCUGCAGUCAACCAGUCACAGGGAAUAGAAGGAUGUUUGUUAUGUAUAAUUUAACUGGAAAAUUGUAGAUUUAAUGAAAUAUUUUAAAACACAUAAAGGUGCUGAUAUGAUUCAUUGAAUUAACUAUUAGUCAAAAGCUGUUUUGAAGCUUAACAAUGUACCAUAUCAUUUCACAUAUCUGACUGUAUCAUCAAUGACUACAAAUAGUAGAAGUUAUGGAAAUGUUAAAAGGUGCACCUUGUCAUUGUCAGCUGGUUAUAUGGUCUAAUAAUAUGUUGUAUGUGAUCAUUAGACCAACAAUAGAAUUCAUAUUUCAAGGUUAUCUUUUUUAGAUCUGUAAUAGCAAUUGAUAAAUAUUAAUGCUGAACAGAUCCACAUUUUUGACCACUCAAAACAUAUUAACAAUUUGCCAUUGUCUCUUUAAUCAUAUUUUAUAAAUCUAGAAUCAAGAUCUUUAAUUUUAUUAAUAAUAUGCAUAUUCCACUAUUGGGCCCAAAUUUUUAACUGUGUAAAUGGAUAUGUUUUAAGUGAGUUAAAAUCUAACCUACAUUUUGUUUAUUCUGGAAUUUUGAGAGCCAUUGCAUGUGUUUUGGAGAGUAUGACAGCAAAUUAAUUAAAGUACAAUACUUAUGAUGUACUAAUGGGUCAUGACAAGGCAGCCUGUUGCUUUUGUUUACCGGAAGAUGAACUAAUGUUUGAAGUUGAACAAGAUUUUUGAUUGACCUCUGUUUCAUGUUAAUAAUAGUACCACUAACAUUGAUUUUGUUUUUUUUAAAUUAAUUUAACAAUGCCCCCUAGCUUACUUGUGCAGCAGUUUUCCUGUUAAAUUGGAGACCAUGGGCAAAUCUUCCUGUUCUGGAGACUGGAUGGCAGUGUGCCAGAGACCUGCCACCUUUCUAUUUCACCUGAAUUAAGUUGGAGGUUGAAAGGCCCAAGCAUGAUCUUCACACCCUGCCACCAGUUGAGACCUUUAAAUGGUCAAUUAAGGACCACACAAUGGCCUAUUCCCACCAGGACUGUGAUUAUCUCAGCUCCAAGUGUGGUGGGGGAGGGGGAACAAUUGAUCUGCCUGAUGUGCAGCUGAUCUGCGCAUGAUCAAAGGACUGGACAUAGGCCUAAGGAAAUGGUCACAAAGAGCCUGACACCCCUUAUUAAUCUCCCCAAAAUACAUAUAACUGACAUCUUGGUCCUUGCUGCAGGCACUGGGUUUGCAGUGAAAAGUCAGGAUGAAAAGUCAGCCAAUGACUCUGGAAGACACUGGCCAAUAUGAAAAGGAAAUUAAAUGGUAGAUGCUUUUGGAAUCAUCUUGAUUUCUUUCCCCACUUAUCUUGCCCCAUUUUAGAAGGAAAUAAUUUUGAUGGAAAGUCUCAUGAGAUUCAGUGAUGACCAGAAUUCUUGUAACUUUAUAGAAAACAAAAGCUUCCUGAAGAUAGUCAAACUUUAUUGGUUCUUGGACAGUAUGGAAGUAACUGUCUCUGAUUGGAAAGUUAGCUGUAAAAGUGGUGGUGAUUUUUAAAAUGUUUCAAAACAUUUCUGGUUACAAAAAUUAGCUAUCGAAUAAAAUAUGAAGGUGGUAGUCAUAUUAAUUUUUGAACCUAGUAUUUUGAUAGGGAAUCAUAUUUAAACCUUUGUGAUGAUUGACUAAAAUGUUUAUAAUUUAUUGUGGUUUUUAA
Hemiscyllium ocellatum (epaulette shark) is the source of this 6000-nucleotide messenger RNA. Its product is annotated as protein C19orf12 homolog. NCBI's taxonomy places the organism in Eukaryota, Metazoa, Chordata, Chondrichthyes, Orectolobiformes, Hemiscylliidae. The transcript is spliced from 3 exons. The record is from RefSeq and is a predicted model, not a curated record. The coding region runs from base 322 to 747 and encodes 141 amino acids.